AUGUCCUACACCGGAAAGACCGCAUUUUAUUCGGUCAAGAAGAACACGGUGACCAUACGAAUCUCCGACGCCCGUUCUUCGCAGCGCCCCCCUGACGACGGGACGUUUGAACUCCUUGAGCUGGAGGACCCCACGAGCGUUAUGUGGCGUCGCAAGAUAGGCAGGUUCAUCAGCAGUGCACUGAACCUGGUCGACCGUGGGCAAUCCACCCUAAAGUCUGAGGUUCCCUGGAUUCUGAGCGAUUUCCCGUCUCAUUACGCCUUGUAUUGUCGCCGGACAUCGACCCGGAGCGCUGAUGGGACGGGGAAAGCUCGUAAGGAUGUAUACCUAUACGGUGCCUCGCAUCGGUUUGCAUCACCCGCGGAGUUUGCUGCACACGCAAUAUGGCUCAUGCGCGGCCGCUCAGGCCAAUGUGUAUGCAAGUACUGCGUCGAUUCGUGGCGGGCUCGAGUACCCGAUCUCCUGGAGGAUGGCGUGAAGCAGACGGCCGCUGCCAUACCGCCUUCCGCAAGAGCGGGAUACUCGCAGAUGACCCGGGGCACCAAACGGAAGUUUAUCUCGGACGGAGACAUCGGCGUCUCUCUGAUCACCCGUCAUCGAUGUAUACACAUGGCUGUAUUGUCCUCUAUGUCACUUACAUACCUCUCACUGCCCUUCAAGUUGCAGCCUGUCCUGAUCAUGACAGAUAUUGUUCAGAUUAUCGCAUCAGUAUCUGGUAUGUUUAAUUGA
This is a messenger RNA of Peniophora sp. CBMAI 1063, 729 nucleotides long. The record is from the annotation of a GenBank genome assembly. Lineage: Eukaryota; Fungi; Basidiomycota; Agaricomycetes; Russulales; Peniophoraceae.